UUAGGUUUUAUUUUUAGGUUAUGUCAUAGUAUAAAACUGCAACAAAAAUUUGACUAUUAUAUUAAAAAAAUAAUUUCUCACUUCACCAAAGCGCCAAUAUGAUGUCUCUUAACGUUAGUAGUAACUCAGUGAACCGUCGUCUACUCACAAACACUUUAAGGCGUCUUUAUGCCACCUCAAUUGAACCAGUGCGAAAAGAAGAGUCCCAAGAACAUUUUGAGAAGGAACUCAAAAAGUAUGAUAGGCUCACUAAUAUUACCAAAAGAACCAGGACUCAGAAGCCCCAAAGGGAACCUUUUGUUAAGAAUCUGGCGCUUGGUAUUUUUGACCAUGAAAUCCUUACUUUCCCCGAAAUGGAUUUGCCGGAGGUCAGAAAUGUAGAAAGUGAAGUCCAUAAUAUAUCACAAUUACUAUCGCAAAAACAUAUGGCAAAUAUUGAUACUCUAGCAAACAAAAGUUUCAGGCAAAAUCUUGCUGAUUAUCGAGCAAUUGCCCUAACAGCUUCACAGUUCUUAGACGCUCGUGAAGCUUGUCCUUUAGAAGUAAUGAGGUUCCUAGAAACUUUAUCGGAACACCAGUUGGGAGAUAAUUUAAUGCAUAAUGAAAUGUUAGGCUGUCAAGUGCUAAGUGAGUUUGCCAGUGAUGGUCUAAAAAAGAAAUAUUUAUACCCAGUUAUUAUGGGAGAACAACUUACCGCUUUUGCCCUAAGUGAACACAAUAUGAUGGAUGUUAUGUCCAUGAAUACUAAAGUGGAAUUGUCGAGUGAUAAAAAAUAUUGGAUUUUAAAUGGGAGUAAAUCCUAUGUAGUAAAUGGAGCUUCAGCAGAUUUUCUUAUUGUGUUUGCCAUAAGUGAAGUGGUGACGAGGGAUAAGGACAAAGAAACCAGUUUAACGGCUUUUUUGGUCGAGAAGAAUUUCCCCGGGGUGUCAUGGCAAAAAAUGGAACCGACGGAUAUCGAACUUACGGAAUUUAAUUUUGAAAAUGUCCAAGUUCCUACAGAAAACAUUAUUGGAAGGCUCCACUAUGGCGAAAAAAUCUUAAAAAGGGUCAUAAGGGAUUUUAGAUUGAGCUGUGGGCCAGCUUGUACUACCUUAUCAAAAUCAAUGAUUAAUAAUUUAUAUAAAACCCUGGUUAAAAGGGCCAGUGAAGAGUACGAUCUUAUGGCCACUGAUGCUAUUAGGUCUAAGUUAGGAGAGACUGCAAUGCAUCAUUAUGCUAUGGAAAGUGUGACAUAUUUAACAGCUGGAUUACUUGAUUGGUACCAGGACCAAGAUGUUGACGUAGAAAGUUCCAUUGUUAAGGUUUUGGCAUCAGAAGCCGCUUUAAAAAUAUCCACCACAUGUUUGGACCUCAUCGGAUUACCCGCGACAAUGAAAAACCAUUGGGCAAGAAAAUCGCACGAACAAAUUCUAAAUUAUUUGACCCUACAUGAAACCAACGAUAGCCAAAGGAUGUUUAUUGCUGUGAGCGCUUUACAGCACGCUGGGGUUCAUCUUUCGAAUAGAAUAAAAAAGCUGCGAAAUCCCUUGUUUCAUGCCACGUACAAUUUUGCCAGAAUGUUUACGCAACACAGACAAAAUAGCGACGAUCCCAAACUGGAUUUGAACUUGAUUGAAUGUUUGCAUCCUUCUUUGGACGCGCCGUCGAAACAGCUCGAGUAUUGCGUUAAAAGGCUCGAAUUUAUCACAGAAGCCAUUUUAAUGAACAACGGAGUCGAGUGUGUUAACGAACAUGUAGAACUAAGAAGACUGGCGGACGUUAUUAUCGAUUGUUACGCAAUGACGGCUGUUAUAGCACGUGCCUCAAGAGCUUACUGCAUAGGCCUACAAUUCGCCGAUUUCGAAGUCAUUUUGGCCUCAGUUUUCUGUAAUAUGGCCAUAGAGAGGGUUAGAGAUAAUGUCCGAAAUAUCGUGUAUGACAGUCACAAAGCGAACGAGAGAAGUCAUAAAGCUGUUGGGAAAAGAUUCGUGGAGAGUAAGGGGUAUUUUAUUCAAAACCCCAUUAGUCGGUUCUUUUAAGGGAGAUAGUUGAGUAAUGAAUGACACGAAGGGGUUUUAAGAUGUAUAAUGAGGUCGAAAGAGUUGUUUUGGUAUUAAGCUAUUUGGAAUAUCGAUUUUGGCAAAUGUACCAUCGCUGGAGGAGCUGUUUGUUCCGUUAGUUUAGAACGAGUUUAUUGUUUAAUAUCGUUGUAAAAGACACUGUUUAAUAAAUUGUUUUUAUUAAUA
Messenger RNA from Anthonomus grandis grandis, 2225 nucleotides. It is a transcript of the gene Egm, whose product is annotated as complex I assembly factor ACAD9, mitochondrial. The transcript is spliced from 11 exons. The coding region runs from base 99 to 2018 and encodes 639 amino acids. NCBI's taxonomy places the organism in Eukaryota, Metazoa, Arthropoda, Insecta, Coleoptera, Curculionidae. The record is from RefSeq and is a predicted model, not a curated record. Gene Ontology annotation, molecular function: flavin adenine dinucleotide binding; acyl-CoA dehydrogenase activity.